UUAUAAUGGUGAUGAUGAUGAUGAUAAUGAUGAUUUUUAAACGGAUUAAAGUGGAGUUUUUCUGAAUGUUAAGAUUUCUUCAGCCUCCUGAUUGACUUUGGAGUUUUCCAUCUUGGGAGAGAAAGUGAAGGUGUUAGCAUUUUUAAGUAGCUUGAUCACAUAAACCCUUUCUCUCCCAACCUCACCCUUGCCCCCAACCCCUUCCCCACACUGGAAAUAAUUUUACUGGCUGUUAAGUCUUUGACCUUAUUUUUCCUGAUCUUUAACUUAACUGUUUUAGAGCAUCUCUGGACGUCUGUAUUUUUAAUUUUUUUUUAUUUUUAUUUUUUUUCUUUUUAAUCUUUCAUUUGUUAGAUUUUUAAACUGUGCUGCAAUAAAAUGUGUGUGGUACUAUUUAACACCUAUAAUGGUGAUGGCAUUUUCCCAAAAAGCCAUCUUCCUACUGUUUCCCUUGAAAUCCCAUCCUGCUUUUCCUGUACACUACCCCUCACAAACCACAAGCCGCAGCAACAUGGAUGCCCAGUCUGGAGCAGCAACAGCCAGGAUGACCUGGAGCCAGGGGGGCCUUCGGAACAGAUGUAUACCCUUCCUGGGUGAUGUUUUCAGCUUUGUGAGAAACCUCAUCAUCAAAGGAGAUGGCUAGCAAUGUUACCAACAAGACAGAUCCUCGAUCCAUGAAUUCCCGUGUAUUCAUUGGGAAUCUCAACACUCUGGUGGUCAAGAAGUCUGAUGUGGAGGCCAUCUUUUCAAAGUAUGGCAAAAUUGUGGGUUGCUCUGUGCAUAAAGGCUUUGCCUUUGUCCAGUAUGUUAAUGAAAGAAAUGCCCGAGCUGCUGUAGCUGGAGAGGAUGGCAGAAUGAUCGCUGGCCAGGUUUUAGGUNUUAACCUGGCUGCAGAGCCAAAAGUGAACCGAGGAAAAGCAGGUGUGAAACGAUCUGCAGCGGAGAUGUACGGGUCAGUACCAGAACACCCUUCUCCGUCCCCUCUACUCAGUUCCUCAUUUGACUUGGACUAUGACUUUCAACGGGAUUAUUAUGACAGGAUGUACAGUUACCCAGCACGUGUUCCUCCUCCUCCUCCUAUUGCUCGAGCUGUGGUGCCUUCCAAACGCCAGCGUGUUUCAGGGAACACCUCACGAAGGGGCAAAAGUGGAUUCAAUUCGAAGAGUGGACAACGGGGAUCUUCUUCCAAGUCUGGAAAGUUGAAAGGUGAUGACCUUCAGGCCAUUAAAAAGGAGCUGACUCAGAUAAAACAAAAAGUGGAUUCUCUUCUGGAAAGCCUGGAAAAAAUUGAAAAAGAACAAAGCAAGCAAGCAGACUUGUCCUUCUCAUCCCCAGUAGAGAUGAAGAAUGAGAAGUCUGAAGAAGAGCAGAGCAGCGCCUCUGUGAAGAAGGAUGAGACUAAUGUGAAGAUGGAGUCUGAGGCAGGUGCAGAUGACUCUGCUGAGGAGGGUGACCUGCUGGAUGAUGACGAUAAUGAAGAUCGGGGGGAUGACCAGCUGGAGUUGAAAGAUGAUGAGAAAGAGCCUGAGGAAGGAGAAGAUGACAGAGACAGCGCCAAUGGGGAGGAUGACUCUUAAGCACAUAGUGGAGCUUAGAAAUCUUAUCCCAUUAUUCAUCUACCUAGGCGCUUGUGAGAGAUCUAAGUAACACCAGAUCGUCUCCCCUAGAAUCUUCUGCACAUUCUCACUGUUGUCCCUCCUUAUCCUUCCUGUGUUCAUUAAUUCAUGAUUGCCCUGCGCCUAGUUACAUUUUCACUUCCUUUCAUGCUCCUUGGUAGUUUUGUUAAGUCUUACCCUGUAAGUUUUGCUUUAAUUUUGAUACCUCUUUGACUUAACAAUAAAAAGUUGUAUGGUUUUUAUCAA
Molecule: messenger RNA, 1862 nt
Organism: Mus pahari (shrew mouse)
Lineage: Eukaryota; Metazoa; Chordata; Mammalia; Rodentia; Muridae
Gene: Hnrnpc
Product: heterogeneous nuclear ribonucleoprotein C (C1/C2)
Exons: 8
Coding region: 636-1577 (313 amino acids)
Cellular component (GO): nucleus
Molecular function (GO): RNA binding
Source: RefSeq, a predicted model, not a curated record